Cutaneotrichosporon oleaginosum is the source of this 1418-nucleotide messenger RNA. RefSeq lists its product as uncharacterized. The record is from RefSeq and is a predicted model, not a curated record. NCBI's taxonomy places the organism in Eukaryota, Fungi, Basidiomycota, Tremellomycetes, Trichosporonales, Trichosporonaceae.
UCGGUGAUCAAUUGUUACUAUAUCUAGCUCCACUUCUUCACUUCUUCGUCACUCUCCCAGUUUGGCAGCAGCACUCUCCCAUCGCCCCAGUCACACUUGCUUUCUCGCCACCUCUCUGUCGCAUCAGCAGCAGUCCACCUUAGCCCCUGCGAUGCCCAACACAACGGUCGUCGACGAAGCCGGCCCCCUUGGUCUUAGCACGGCCACCCUCAGCGCCGGCAUCCUGGGCGCGAUCCUCUUCGCCCUCGUCCUCUUCCGUGCACGUCCCAAUGUCCCGGCAGUGAAGGUGGCGGCCAAAGAAAAGGAGACGGAGUCCCAGACUGAGAUCCAGUCUCUUGACGGCUUCGACUGGACCACCGUCCCGCGCAACGAGUUCCGCCCCUUCAAGCCCAUCUACCACAUCACCAUGGCGCUCCGCAACGUCACGCAGUCCGAGCUCAUUACGAUUGAUGAAGACUACUCCAAGCGCGUUGCUGAGAGGCGGCGUCUCUAUGCCCUGCACGGCAAGAAGGUGCACGGUGUAAUCCCCGACGGGCGAGGUGCUGCCGCAGUGCGGGAACUGUACGAGUACCUGCUGCGAGACCACCUCCCGCGACGCUUCCCAACGAUGUUCAAGCUCUCCCCCGACGGGAAAGAGUUUACGAACCUCACGACUGGCAAGGUGCUCCCUACGUCCGUACCCGUGACGGGUGACGCAGAGGAGGAUGACAAGGCUGCUGAGCAUGCCCUGGGUGGCCUCACCGAGACGGUGGAGGAGGACCUCUUCUUCCUUCAGAAGGUGGGGGACUCGCACCAGUGUAUUGCGUUCUCGUGCUGCUUCCCCUCUGGCUUCGACCCCUCCGAGAAGCUCGGUAAGGGCCUCAGUGCCAUUCACGACCCCGUGCCGAACUACGACCGCAUCGGGCCUUCUAUGGAGCGAUUCUUCUCCAAGAUGGAGGCCGGCAAACCUGUCCGUCGUCUCAACUGGUCGGUGCAGACCCACAACGAGCUGUACAACACAGGCAGCAACCAUAUUCACGAGGACGAGGACAUCGACGCGCUGCAGGAUAAGGUUGACAUCGACAAGACCAACCUCCGCGUCGAGAUGCAGACCUUGAGCCGCCUGCCGGAGACCAACGCACUUCUGUUUAGCUUCAAGACGUACCUCACCCCAGUAACGGACGUGAAGGCGCAGGGCAGUGGGCCGGCAUUUGCAGAUGCCAUUGAAGGCCUCGCGAAGGGCAACGCGCCCGGCAUGUGGCGUUACAAGGCUGCGAUCCGAUGGGGCCCGCCCGUGUGCGAGUACUUGCGGUCGUAGAUGCAGGCGAUGAGGUGAUGAGGCGAAUCAGUAGGCAAGGAUACUGUACGCAGUAGGUACAAGUAGUUAGAAGGGCCAUAGACCGCUUCACAGCAAGCUUUAAUGAAGACGUGCACAAUUG